Messenger RNA from Panthera uncia (snow leopard), 1014 nucleotides. RefSeq names its product olfactory receptor-like protein OLF4. The record is from RefSeq and is a predicted model, not a curated record. Gene Ontology annotation, cellular component: membrane. Gene Ontology annotation, biological process: G protein-coupled receptor signaling pathway. The transcript has a single exon. The coding region runs from base 61 to 1014 and encodes 317 amino acids. Gene Ontology annotation, molecular function: olfactory receptor activity; G protein-coupled receptor activity. Lineage: Eukaryota; Metazoa; Chordata; Mammalia; Carnivora; Felidae.
GCGAUUUAUGUGAAAAUUAGUCAUGUUAUUUUCCCCUUUACUGGUAGUCACCUCCACCACAUGGACCCAGGAAAUGAUACAGGAAUUUCAGAAUUUCUUCUUAUGGGAUUUUCAGAAGAACCAGAACUGCAGCCCCUCAUAGUUGGGCUUUUCCUCUCCAUGUACCUGAUCACUGUGUUUGGGAACCUGCUCAUCCUCCUGGCCGUCAGCUCUGACUCCCACCUCCACACCCCCAUGUACUUGUUCCUGGCCAACCUGUCCUUUGUAGACAUCUGCUUCACCUCCACCACCAUCCCAAAGAUGCUCUGGAACAUCCAGACCCAGAGCAAAGUCAUAACCUAUGCAGGCUGCAUCACACAGAUAUACUUUUUCAUAACCUUUGCGGGGAUGGAUGACUUUCUCCUGAGUGUGAUGGCCUAUGACAGGUUUGUGGCCAUCCGCCACCCCCUGCAAUACACGGUCAUCAUGAACCCCCGGCUCUGUGGGCUGCUGGUUCUGGUGUCCUGGAUCAUGAGUGUUCUGUAUUCCUUGUUACAAACCUUAAUGGCGUUUCGGCUGUCCUUCUGUACAGAGGUGGAAAUCCCCCACUUUUUCUGCGAACUCAAUCAGAUGAUCCAACUUGCCUGUCCUGACACCUUUCUCAAUAACAUGGUGUUGUAUUUUGGAGCUCUGUUGCUGGCUGGUGGUCCCUUCAUUGGAAUACUUUACUCUUACUCUAAAAUAGUUUCCUCCAUAUGUAUAAUCUCAUCAGCUCAAGGCAAAUACAAAGCAUUUUCCACCUGUGUGUCUCACCUCUCGGUUGUCUCCUUAUUUUAUUGUACAAGCCUAGGAGUGUACCUCAGCUCUGCUGUCACCCAGAGCUCCCACUCAAGUGCAAUAUCCUCAGUGAUGUAUGUGGCGGUCACACCCAUGCUGAACCCCUUCAUCUACAGCUUGAGGAACAGAGACAUAAAGGAGGCUCUGCUGAGAUUCUCUGGGAUGAUAGCUACAAGAGGGCCAAUUGUCCUGGGCUGA